This is a messenger RNA of Coregonus clupeaformis (lake whitefish), 1554 nucleotides long. RefSeq names its product signal recognition particle 14 kDa protein. Gene Ontology annotation, biological process: SRP-dependent cotranslational protein targeting to membrane. Gene Ontology annotation, cellular component: signal recognition particle, endoplasmic reticulum targeting. The transcript has 5 exons. Bases 83 to 415 code for a protein of 110 amino acids. The record is from RefSeq and is a predicted model, not a curated record. Lineage: Eukaryota; Metazoa; Chordata; Actinopteri; Salmoniformes; Salmonidae. Gene Ontology annotation, molecular function: 7S RNA binding; endoplasmic reticulum signal sequence receptor activity.
GCGGAGUUUCAUGUUGUACUAGGUACGUGUGCUUCUGCCGGGCUAGUCAGCAAGCUGAAGCUAAAGAAUUGUACUGAACAUCAUGGUACUACUUGAAAAUGACUCGUUUUUGACUGAGCUGACACGGCUGUUCCAGAAAUGCAGGACAUCAGGCAGUGUUGUCAUCACGUUAAAGAAAUAUGAUGGGAGAACCAAACCAGUCCCCAGGAAAGGCCACCCAGAGAAUUAUGAACCAGCAGACAACAAGUGUCUACUCAGAGCAUCAGAUGGCAAGAAGAAAAUCAGCACAGUGGUUAGUAGCAAAGAAGUAAUCAAGUUCCAGAUGGCAUACUCUAACCUCCUGAGAGCACACAUGGACGGGCUCAAGAAGAAAGACAAGAAAAGCAAAAGCAAGAAAACCAAAGCCACCCAAUGAGCAACAGACUUUCAUAGCAUACUGGGGGAACCCAGACUGGCCUGUACCACCUCCAAGGUGCUCCAACUAUCACCUCUACCUCCAUCCUUCCUGAUUCAAUAUGCUCCCUGAAGCCCACCAUCCUCCACCUGGGGACUGCUUUGACAUCAUGCCAUUGUUUACACAGCAAUGUCUCAUCCCUGGCCAGUGAAUGGCAUUGGUCUAUAUAGGGAGGAAGGGAGAGCUGAGGAUGUUUAACACUCAGAGGAUACUACAAGUGAGCCGCCUUUUGAUUCACCCACCACAACUCCCCCAUCUCUGGUGUGGAUCCAAGUUACACAAAGAGCUGCAUUCAUUUAUGGAGUCACCGAAAGGAUGGAGCACGUUGAUGAAAUGCCUUUCAAAUUGUUUUAAUUUGAACUACUAGUCCCUGUCCCUAUUUAUGUUUCAAUUAUCGUUCGGUUUGCAUGCAUCAAUUUGAUUACAUUUUCACCAAAGUUCUGAUUUACUUUCCAAUUGGACCAUGUCUUAUCCAUUUGUGGAUAGAUUAUUACUGUGUACUAUGAGUGAAGCUGCCAUAUGCAUUUGUUAGGAUUGGGGCCGAAUGUUUUUUGUUGCUAUUCAAAUAAUUGUUCUUUUUUUAUGAUGGUAAGAUCCUGAGUUUUGUUUUUGGCUUAAGACAAAAUGAUUAAAUGGGUGAGUUCCUUAUUGGUCCAACUACAUUUUAACGGUAAUGUCUGUCCAUUUAAUGAAGUUGGUAAAUUCAUAGUUGUAAGGCAAGCUGUAAAGAAAGGGUCCUAAAGUUAGCUUACACAUAAGCCCUCUGUGGUACUUAGAAAUGUGUAUUGCUGUAUCACAAAUUAAUUUGUGGGAUGGAUGUGUCAUGAUGGAAUAUUGAGUGAGGGGAAAGUAUUUUGAAACUUCUUAAUGAUUUAGGAUAUUUACUGGCAGCUGAAAGGCAUAUUUGAUUUAUGGAUACAGAGAGAACCUUGUACAUGAUCAUGUUAGUUUUUAAUCAAGUCUGUUUUCCUUACUGGAUGUAUAAUUACUUUCCAAACGCAGAGCUGCCGCUUUUGACAUUCAUCUGCCAUCUUAUGUCACGGUAUCAGAAUGUCAUUGAGAAAUAAUCUGCUUUGUCAAAAAUAAAUUACAAUCUGGCA